This is a messenger RNA of Clupea harengus (Atlantic herring), 3631 nucleotides long. It is a transcript of the gene cntn1b, whose product is annotated as contactin 1b. NCBI's taxonomy places the organism in Eukaryota, Metazoa, Chordata, Actinopteri, Clupeiformes, Clupeidae. Gene Ontology annotation, cellular component: plasma membrane; axon. The record is from RefSeq and is a predicted model, not a curated record. Gene Ontology annotation, biological process: axon guidance; brain development; cell-cell adhesion. Gene Ontology annotation, molecular function: cell-cell adhesion mediator activity.
GCUCUUUAGCCUUUAUUUAACCUCGAACUACUACUAAUGUUUCAACUUCUUUCAAUCUUUUCCCUUCGUGUAUUUUUAUCUACCAUUUGAAGUAGCUGUAAACUCGUAAAUUCCAUUGUUGUGAUAGGCUACAAGACGAAGAUCUGGAAGUCCAUUUGUGACUUUAAACGGUAACGUUAGGAUAUUUGGGUGACUCCUAACGGCAUUUCUCAGCGCGAGCGACUACUGGCUUAAAUGCAAACCGAUGCUCUGGUACCCGCGUGUAGUGCAGCGAUGGCAUCUGCUUCAUCCAAUAGUCUUCCUGCCUCCGCUCUCCUCCGACGAUGCCAUUCAUUCGCUCUCCUCCAAUAGAAAGGUGCAGCCGGGCCGGCGGAUCCUCGGGCUUGGUUGUGGAACUAUGCGGUUCUGACCCAGGUGUUUUUUUUGUGGAAGUGUUGUCAGGAUUUUAAUCGUUAUUUCCAGAAGUCCUUCAUGUUUGAUACCUGGUCAACAUAGCCCUACCUGAGCUGUCCACCGACAGAGCAUCACCAUGGCGACCCUAGCUGUGCAGCUAUGUGGUGUGUCCUUGCUCCUCUCUUUGGCCGGUGCUUACAGGAUGCCAUGGGAGCCUCGAAUCUUUGCUGAUGAGGCCACGGGUUACGGCCCUGUGUUUGAGGAGGAGCCUCAGGACCUGGUCUACGCCGAGGACAACCCUGACAACAGGAUCUCCAUGAACUGCAGGGUGCGCGCCAACCCCCCAGCCGCCAUAAGGUGGUGGCUCAAUAACUGGGAGGUGAAAAUGCUGGAGCAGCCGGAUGAAUACUACAGCCUGGUGGGGGGCAACCUGGUGAUCACCAACCCCAACAAGAACAAGCACACGGGCAAGUACGUGUGCGUGGCCAACAACAUCUACGGAACCAUCAUUAGCAAAGAGGCCACCGUCAAGUUCGGAUACCUGGAUAAUUUCCCCCCAGAGGAGAGGGAGCCGGUGCUCGUGAAGGAGGGUCAGGGGGUGGUGCUGCUCUGUGAUCCACCCAACCGCGACCCCAACGAUGUUAAAUUUCACUGGCUGUUCAACGAUUACCCCAACUUCAUCGACAUGGACAGGCGGCGCUUCAUCUCCCAGACCACAGGGAACCUGUACAUCGCCAUGGUGGAGGCCCAGGACGUGGGCAACUACUCCUGCUUCGUCUCCAGCCCCAAGAUCGGCAAGAGCGUCUUCAGCAAGCCCAUCCCCCUCGUCCCCCAGCCACAGGAGAGCCCUGCUAAGAAGUAUGCUGCUGACAUCAAAGUGAAGUUCCCUAAAACGUAUGCCCUGCUUGCCAAAAACAUCACGCUGGAGUGCUUUGCUCUGGGAAAUCCCAUUCCACACAUUCGCUGGAGGAAGCUGGAUGCGGACCUGCCGCCCAACUACGAGGUGACGAUGAACGGGGCCCUGCUGCACUUGAUCAACGUGCAGUAUGAGGACGAGGGCAGCUACGAGUGCGAGGCCCUCAAUGUCAAGGGCAAAGACUGGCACAGGCAGUGGCUCUACGUGGAAGGACCCCCCGAGUGGGCCUCCCACAUCAACAACACAGAGAAAGAUGUGGGCAGUGAACACACCAUGAGGUGCGCUGGCAUGGGCAAACCCUGGCCAUGGAUACGCUGGCUCAAGGAUGGCUACUCGUAUGGGAAAGGGGAGCUGCAGUUCUCCAGCCUCACGUUCGCUGACUCUGGCAUGUACCAGUGUGUGGCUGAGAACCCGUGGGGAACCAUCUACGCCAACGCUGAACUCAGAGUUAUUUCCUGCGCUCCGACCUUUGAGUACAACCCUGUAAGGAAACAGCUCCUGGGGGCGAGGAACGGCCGCGUGGUCAUCGAGUGCAAACCCCGAGCGGCGCCACGACCCAAGUUCACCUGGCUGAAAGGGAAGGAGAAGCUCGCCAACUCUACAAGGUAUUCAGUGUGGAUAGAAGGCAAUCUGGAGAUCUUCAAUGCGACGAAUGAGGACGAGGGGGUGUACACCUGCUUUGCCGAGAAUGACCGAGGGAAAGCCAACAGCACGGGCACUCUCACCAUCACUGAUGCCACUCGGAUCAUCGUGGCCCCCUCCGACGUGGACAUCCUGGUGGGGGACAGCACCUUGCUGCCCUGCACAGCCUCCUACGACCCCUCCCUGGACCUGACCUUCAUCUGGGAGGUGGACUCCCUCCUCAUCGACUUCGCCACGCAGGGGAAGCACUUUGAGCUGCUGCUGGAUCGGGAGAACAGUGGUGACCUGCUGAUAAAGGAUGCUCUAGCAAAACACUCAGGCCGAUACUCCUGUACUGCCCAGACCGUAGUGGACAAUAUCACAGUGAUAGCUGAUGUCCUAGUCAAAGGCCUGCCAGGGCCCCCUGGUGGCGUGAUGGUAGAGGAGACGAGGGACACGUCGGUGAAGCUCGUCUGGACCAGGGGCAGCGAGCAUGGCAUCCCUAUCACCCAGCACGUCAUCCAGACACGAGACUACUAUGCCCUCGACCCCGACGACUGGAAGGACGCAAAGACCUCUCCUGUGUUCCUGGAUCGCUUUGCCACAGCAGCUGAGGUGGAGCUCUUCCCCUACAUGCUGUAUGAGUUCCGGGUGAUCGCCAUCAACGAGAUGGGUCCUGGAGAGGCCAGCUGGCCAUCAAAGAAGAUCAGAACCUGGGAAGCAGUCCCUGUGGUGGCUCCCGAAGAUGUCGGAGGCUUUGUGGGGAUCAAAGGCGAGCUCACCAUCACCUGGACGCCCAUCCAGCCUCAGUAUUACUAUGGGAAGAAGUGUGGCUACGUGGUGGCGUUCAAGCCGCAUGAGAACUAUGACUGGGGGUGGGCCACGGUGACCGACCCCGAGACGAGACGCUACGUCCACCGAGACCUCUACAUCACCCCGGCAACGGAGAUCCAAGUGAAAGUCAAGGCCUACAACAGUAAAGGGGAGGGGCCCUACAGUAUCUCUUCUGUCGUCUAUGCACCAGAGGGGGUGCCCAGUGAGCAGCCCCUGGAUGUGUAUGCCCGUCCUGUCAGUUCCACGGAGGCUCUGGUGUGGUGGCUGCCCGUCUACCUGCAACCCCCGCUGCAGUGGGUGGACGGGUACCAGGUGAGGUACUGGAGGAAGUAUGACGACAAUGAGGCAGCGGCCCAGAGGGUUCUAGUGGGGAACGGCGUGAACAACACACGUCUGGAGAACAUGCUCCCCGACUCGCACUACCUCAUUGAGGUGCGGGCCUACAACGGAGUGGGCCUCGGUCCACCCAGUGAACACUGUGAGAUGUUCACCAGGAGACCACCUCCGUCACGCAGGCUGCGGGUCUUUAAGUACGUCAGCUGGAGUGGGAAAUGGCUCUACCUGUCCUGGGACCACAUCUAUAACUACUGGAACGAGUCCUUCAUCGAGGGCUACAAGAUUCUGUACAGGCAGGUUGGCUAUCGCUAUGGGAAGCUGUACACGACCGGCAGACACUACAUAGACUUCCCCAUGCCAGAAACGGGGGACUACAUCAUCGAGGUGCGUGCCCACUGCGAGGGUGGAGAUGGACCGGUUGCACGAGUUUCCAUCCAGGGUGAACUUGGUGAGUACUUAAGUCCUGCAGUCUUUUUCCCAAUAGCUGGUAGUUCAUUAAUAGUUAAUUUACCAUUUUCGGAGCCAUUCUAA